CUCCUUGCAGCAGCCUUUUAUUUGGAUUUUCUAACUCCACACCUAAGCUGCAGAAAUUUAAACCAUGGGGACGGGGCAACUAUUCCGCUUGGUGUCACUAGCAUGCAUGGUCGCCAGCGUACUUACCCAGAGCCUGAUGAGUGGGUACCAAUACCAGCCAUCGCCGUACCCGUCAUCGACGUACCAGCCGUCGCCGUACCCACCAUCUACGUACCCAUCAGCACCGUACCAGCAGCCGCCAUAUCAACCUUCACCGUACCAGCCACCGUCAUACCCAGCUGUUCCGUACCAGGAUAUGCCGUACCAACCUUCACCGUACCAACCUUCACCGUACCAGCCCUCACCGUAUCAACCCUCACCGUACCAGCAAUCACCGUACCAAGAUGCGGCAUAUAUGCAAAACCAGCCCAACUACCCCACCCCGUACAACCCCGACCCAUACCAGCAGAAUUACCCGUACCAAAACCAGCCCUACCAAACUUACCCAGAACAAUACCCCAGCCAGUACCCCGCUCCCACCCCCGAGUACAAGCCGUACAGUACUGAUUACAAACCAGCCCCCACCCCCUACACCCAGUACCCCGCCCCCACCCCCGCAGCAAGUGAGGACGACACGUACCCAAAAUAUGGGGGCAGCGGCUACUACUACCAGUACCAGCCCCCCACAACCCCCACAGCCCCCACAUACAAAACAAGGAAGUAUCUACCCCCACCUCAGAAAUACACCCCUCCGUCUCCUCCCACAACAUACACACCACCAAGUUACACCCCUCCCACAACAUACACACCACCAAGUUACACCCCUCCAUCUCCUCCUACAACUUAUACACCACCAAGCUACACCCCUAAGGCCAGCCCUACCCCCACCUCUUCAUACAAUCCUCCAAGCUACACUCCAACCCCCUCAUACACACCUCCCUCUAGCUACCUUUCCCAAUACAACCCAGCUCCAACCCCCUCAUACACCCCUCCAAGCUACCCUUCCCAAUACACCCCACCCUCUACUCCUGAGUACACACCCCCAAGUUACCCUUCCCAAUACAACCCAGCUCCAACCCCCUCAUACACACCUACAUCUAGCUAUACUCCAACAUACAACCCAACUCCAACCCCUUCAUACACACCCCCAAGUUACCCUUCCCAAUACAACCCAGCUCCAACCCCCUCAUACACACCUACAUCUAGCUAUACUCCAACAUACAACCCAACUCCAACCCCUUCAUACACACCCCCAAGCUACCCUUCCCAAUACACCCCACCCUCUACUCCUGAGUACACACCCCCAAGUUACCCUUCCCAAUACACCCCACCCUCUACUCCUGAGUACACACCCCCAAGUUACCCUUCCCAAUACACCCCACCCUCUACUCCUGAGUACACACCCCCAAGUUACCCUUCCCAAUACAACCCACCUCCAACCCCCUCAUACACCCCUCCAAGCUACCCUUCCCAAUACACCCCACCCUCUACCCCUGAGUACAACCCAUCUCAAAGUUACACCCCCCAGAAUAGCCCAUACACCCCCCAGUAUAGCCCCUAUACUCCCCAGUAUAGCCCAUACACCCCUAGUCAAUACCCUGACGCCAGCAGUUAUCCAUCAGAGUCAAGCUACCCUUCUAGUAAAGUGUGUGACCUUUCUCCGGCCAGUGACCCGAGUCAGUUCAUGUCCGGCAACAAUUUGAUGUACUGUCCAGCCGGCCUGGUCUACGUCCACUCCAAGUGUGCUUGUGACUACAGAAAGAAAAAGUAAGAAGAAAACGGUGGCUGACUACCAACUUUAACAGCGAGACGGCAGAUAUUUGUGGAAAGUUAUCAGUUUUGCACCUUUUGUAAAUGCAAAAUAAAAAAAAAUAUUAAAAGAGUUCUGUGUAGCUUCAUAUGGUUAUUAAUUAAAUAAAAUUGAUAAUUUAUUAAAUUUAAUAUUUAUAUAGUUAAAUUAGUAACA
Molecule: messenger RNA, 1945 nt
Organism: Physella acuta
Lineage: Eukaryota; Metazoa; Mollusca; Gastropoda; Physidae
Source: RefSeq, a predicted model, not a curated record